AUGACAAAUGAACGGAAUUCAACUCUCACUGCGAAGCUGCAGAACAUGAUCUCGAAUUGCACCUCAGGGUUUCGAGUUCUCCGAGACAAGCAACAGCUUCUAAUGCAACAUUUGCUCAUGUGUCACAACAACUAUGAGGGCGACACAGAUAUUCUAUUAUUGCGUUACGACCUUCGCACUCGCUUUCAAGAAGAUGUGCAUGCAUAUCUUCCUCAUGCAAACAUCUGCAUGUUGCAUAUCCCUGUUGUUCUGGAAAUCAAGGAGGGUUGCACACCAGUGCCUCCACGUAGGACGCUAUCUAACUUACUCUGCCCAGGCGAAGUCUCUUCAAGUCUAGCUACACCUCGUGAGGUAUACCUCGCCGAACCAAUCACUCUUCACCGCAACCUAUAUCACGAAUACCUUUCACGAAUUCCUCCCUACUCAAUGCGAAAACCGGCAGAUCAUACCGACCUAUGCACUCGGAGCCAAACAACGACGUUAAUUAAUCAGGCUUUAGUAAAAUCUGGUGAACUAGUCUAUUCCGCUCCAUCGAGGCUUGAAAUCACGAUCUUCCUACACAAUCUUAGAAGUAUUAAGUGCGCUUGGAGAGGAUCACCAAUCACAAACGGAAUGCUCCAGAAUUCAGUAUGCCCCGUCAGCAACCUCGAAAGUCUUGCAGUCAUCAUGUUCUCGACUACUUCACCCAAACCUUUCACCUUGUCCUAUUCACCAUACUCCAUCAAGAUCACGAAGCCCUCGCUAUGCGUUGACUUUCACAUUCCCGAGUACUCCAUCAGCUUAUAA
Messenger RNA from Lindgomyces ingoldianus, 786 nucleotides. RefSeq lists its product as uncharacterized. The record is from RefSeq and is a predicted model, not a curated record. The transcript has 7 exons. The coding region runs from base 1 to 786 and encodes 261 amino acids. NCBI's taxonomy places the organism in Eukaryota, Fungi, Ascomycota, Dothideomycetes, Pleosporales, Lindgomycetaceae.